CAGAGCGUGCGGGCGGCGGGGCAGAGCCGCAGGUCCUUUGACCUCGGCCGCAGGGAGCGAGCGAGUGUUGGCCCGAGAAGAGACUCCUGAAAACUGAAAACAAAAGUUCGUGAAUAGAAUAUUUGGAAAUUUUCCUCACAAAACGUUCAGAGUCUUCAAAUGGAUUUUAAAAUUGAACACACUUGGGAUGGUUUUCCAGUGAAGCAUGAGCCAGUGUUUGUCAGGCUGAAUCCAGGUGAUAGAGGAGUGAUGAUGGAAGUUAGCGCUCCAUUUUUCAAUGAUCCUCCAGCCCCACUAGGAGAACCGGGAAAGCCUUUCAAUGAACUGUGGGAUUAUGAAGUUGUGGAAGCAUUUUUCUUGAAUGACAUAACUGAACAGUAUUUAGAAGUUGAACUUUGUCCCCAUGGACAGCAUUUGGUGCUUUUACUCUCUGGAAAAAGAAAUGUGUGGAAACAAGAACUUGAUCUAUCAUUCAAAGCGUGCAGAGGAGAGACAAAAUGGGAAGGUAGAGCUUAUCUUCCUUGGAGUUAUUUUCCACCAAAUGUGACAAAAUUCAAUUCAUUUGCAAUUCAUGGAUCAAAAGAUAAAAGAAGCUAUGAAGCUCUUUACCCUGUACUUCCACAUGAGCUACAGCAAGGACAAAAACCUGAUUUCCAUCGUCUGGAAUACUUCAAGCCUUUCAAUUUUAACACACUGCUCGGAGAAGAGUGGAAACAACCAGAGUCAGACCUGUGGCUAACAGAGAAACCUUAUGUGUAGGAGUAUAGUAGAUGACCAUAUCAAUCAUUUCUUCUCUAUACCUUUUAAGGUAAACUAAUAAUAAGUAUAAUCUCUUUCAAGAUACCAUGAACAUAUUUCAAUGAUAAAUAUUUCAUAGAGGUCAGUGAAAGUAUAUGGUAUCUCUGUGGCAAAUUGUGUAUGAAUUAACAAGAAAGUAGAAAGUUCAUGUAUGAUUUUAUCUAUAAAGUGAAAAUGUUUCUUGGAGUCACUUAGUCCAGGAGCCAUCAUGCCAAGGGUUUCUACCAUCUGCCUUGCAGCGCCAUCACCCCACAUAUCCCGGACUCUGUCAUCCAAAAUCAAUAUUUCUCUUCCCACUCCCGUAAACCUCAGCCAGCUUAUGACUGAACAUCUUAUUUGCACAUUUUUGAACUCCAUAGUAAUGUAUAAUAAUUCUUUACUCAGACUCCUCUGUCCAUUUUUGAAAUGAAUAGAAAACAAUGACAUAUUUCAGUUGAACAGGAGGUGCACAUCUCUUAAGGCAUUAUUAAAAUACAUAUGCUAUUUAAUUAGCUGUAUUUCCUGUCUUAUGACUACUUUUCUUCUGUAGAAGAAAGUGGAAUGAAGUAGUCUUGAAUUCGGGCAACAGAUUCUGCUUUCAUUUACAAAUAAAUGACAUUUUCUUAAUGCUGUUAAACAAGAUGUCAAAAAGUCUUCAUUUUAUUUUAUAAACAUCAAACACUCCUGGACCAUAAUUUUCAAAUUUUAUAUUAUAAUUCAUAGCUUGAAGCCAUCUAGUAGAUUAUCUAUGAACUUCUCCACCAAACCUGGUCCUUUACCACCAUUCUUAACUCAGAGAUUAGCAGUCUUACAGAAGAAGAACCUUUAUUACUUGUACAGAUACUUAGUUGCCUACCCAGAGAUAUACUUUUUCCUCUUCUUCUUUGCUAACUCUUUUAUAUAACUUGAAUUUUUAGGGGAUUUGCUCAAAAACUACAUUUACUCAUACUCCUUUGCAGGUAAAAAUGGCACUGUAAAACAGUUUAGGUCAACGAGAUUUAAGUAUACAGUGUUAGAUGGGCCUUUAAGAAAAGAUGCCUCACAGAUGAAGGACUCUGCUGCCAUGUACCUUUUGUCCUUUGCCUUCCCUC
Molecule: messenger RNA, 1868 nt
Organism: Mesoplodon densirostris (Blainville's beaked whale)
Lineage: Eukaryota; Metazoa; Chordata; Mammalia; Artiodactyla; Ziphiidae
Gene: C1H4orf33
Product: chromosome 1 C4orf33 homolog
Exons: 7
Coding region: 160-759 (199 amino acids)
Source: RefSeq, a predicted model, not a curated record